AUUGGAUGCCUGUUUGUCUCUUUAACGCAUGUGAUCAGUCGGCAAGCUGACUUUCUCACUUACAGAGAGAUCAGCCCGUGUAAUCGGACCUCACUGGGUUGUAACUUCCAAUCUAUCUGAUACGCAGGUAAGCCAUGCCAUCUAGUUCGGAGUCCGCACCUGUUUGCCCACAUGCUGCCAAGGUCCUCCUGAAGGGUGAGAAUGGAGAAUCUGUGGUUAAUAGAGAUGGCAAGCUGAACUGUGAAUCUGUCUUAAAUGGCAAGGAUGGGCAUAAUUCUAGUAUCAAAGAUUCAACCCAAAUGACUGGUCAUCAUGUAAAGAAAGUGGAUGAAGAUCAUAUGGAGAGUGGAACUCCUGAGAGGAAAUGGAUUCGCCCAGAUUUGCCCAGUAGAUGCACCUGGAAACUCGGCCUCCCCAAUACAGAUUCGCCCCACAACCACUUCAAACCGACUGAAAACCCCAGUAUCCUCCCCAACAUUUUAAGUAAAAUUGGAGACACCCCUCUGGUCCGCAUGAACAAGAUUCCCAAAGCGUUCGGCCUUAAGUGUGAGCUCUUGGCUAAAUGUGAGUUCUUCAAUGCCGGUGGAAGUGUAAAGGACCGAAUCAGUCUGCGUAUGAUAGAGGAUGCUGAGCGUGAUGGGAUUCUGAAACCUGGAGACACCAUCAUAGAGCCCACAUCAGGAAACACAGGUAUUGGUCUUGCCCUGGCCGCAGCAGUCAAAGGUUAUCGUUGCAUCAUUGUCAUGCCCGAGAAAAUGAGUAUGGAAAAGGUGGACGUCCUUCGUGCUCUUGGUGCCGAGAUUGUUCGAACCCCUACCUCAGCUCGCUUUGAUUCCCCCGAGUCUCAUGUGGGUGUGGCUUGGCGUUUGAAGAAUGAGAUUGCAAACGCUCACAUUCUGGACCAGUAUCGCAAUCCCAGUAACCCUCUGGCUCACUAUGACACAACUGCAGAGGAGAUUCUGCAGCAGUGCGACGGUAAAAUUGACAUGCUGGUGGCUGGAGCUGGCACUGGUGGCACCAUCACUGGCAUUGCCCGCAAGCUGAAGGAGAAAUGCCCUAAUAUCAAGAUUGUUGCCGUUGAUCCUGAAGGCUCAAUCCUAGCUGAACCAGAAGAACUGAAUAAGACUGAUAAAACUCAAUAUGAGGUGGAAGGCAUUGGAUAUGACUUCAUCCCCACUGUUCUGGACAGAUCUGUUGUCGAUAGCUGGUACAAAUCUACCGACGAAGAGUCUUUCGCCAUGUCUCGUAUGCUCAUCAAAGAUGAAGGUCUCUUGUGUGGUGGGAGUUCAGGCACAGCCAUGGCUGCGGCUGUGCAUGUGGCUAAAGAGCUGAAGGAAGGCCAGCGCUGUGUGGUGAUCCUCCCCGACUCCAUUCGCAACUACAUGUCUAAAUUUCUAAGUGACAAAUGGAUGUGUGAAAAGGGCUUCCUGAGAGAGGAGGAUCUUUUUGUCAACAAGCCAUGGUGGUGGAACCUGACACUUCAGGAAUUGCGACUCUCCGCCCCACUAACUGUGCUUUCGUCAGUGUCUAUUAAGAAGACCAUUCAGAUCCUGAAAGUAAAGGCUUUUGACCAAGCCCCUGUCGUGGAUGAAGCCGGGCAGAUUCUGGGUAUGGUCACAUUGGGGAACAUGCUCUCUUCUGUUCUGGCUGGUAAGGUCAGCCCAUCUGAUCCUAUCAGUAGAGUCCUCUACAAACAAUUUAAACAGGUGCGCCUAACUGAUAACCUGGGCAAACUCUCUCGCAUUCUUGAGACGGAUCAUUUCGCUCUUGUUGUUCAUGAACAGAUUCAGUUGGAUGCUGUCAGCAGUCUGAAUUGCAGUACCUGUGUUGCAGACAUGGGCGAUGGAUCCUCCACGAUGAGGCAGAUGGUGUUUGGGGUCGUCACAGCCAUUGAUCUGCUAAACUUUGUGGCUAUUCGUGAGAGGAGAGAAAGAUCGAUGUCUGAAUGUUCCCUGUCAGAAGACCAGUGAAUGACCAACGCACAUAUAUCUUAAGGGUUGCUUUUAGCAAGACAGAAAGAUCAAUGCUACUUGUUUUAGUUUAGUUCUUUGCAAUCAGUUGAGUUUACAUGUCAUCUGACGUUUAUUAUCUCUUGCUGGGUUUCAUUCUUUGGUCUAAGUUUACAUUUGAGUUUAUGACGUGUCAUUGAACCACUAUUUUCGGAUUCAAUGUACUUUAAUUUUAUCAAAGUGUAUGUAAUAAAGCAAUAAAUGUUAUGCAUUUUAAUUUUCCCAAAACUGCUUGCGGUAUAGUUCAGGGUUUAUUUAGUUGAUGUCUAAAACUAUAUCGCCACCUGGUGGCAACAUUAGUUUACAGACAGGAAAAUCCAUUAUGUUCUGGUCUUGGUACAUUGAUUCUUGUAGUAAAUUGGAAGUUUUGUAGACCUGGUGGAUGAAAUUGGUAAUGGUUUGGCAAACCAAAUGACACCCAGUUGGGGUGAUGUGGUAUUUUUCUUGUAUUGAAACAAGAUAGUAUGAAACAGGGUGAAUGUAACAAGGUGCUUUUGCAGCUGCCACAAUGCAAAGCUUUAAACAGACCAUUCUGUUACACAAAAUAUGUUCUUGGUUUGUAUUUGUUUUUUUUUUGUGUGUUCUGUUCUCGUAAGUCUUUUAAACUCUUGUAAGUCAGCUAAGAAAUUCCAUGUUAAAGAAAAAAAACAUUGAUUGUGUGUAUAUAUGAUUUAAUGUGAAUUAAUGAAUGUGAGUGAUGCUAUCAUAUAUACUGUUUGAGUGCAUGCUGCUGAAGGCCUCUGGAUCAGAAUGUUUGUCUAUUCUACAGUUGAUUGUCAUUUGAUUUGCCUUUUUUUAAUAAAAAAGUCUGACUGCUACAAUUAUUAGAUAAAAAUAAAGGCUGUAUUUCCUAAA
Paramisgurnus dabryanus is the source of this 2864-nucleotide messenger RNA. RefSeq names its product cystathionine beta-synthase b (gene cbsb). Gene Ontology annotation, cellular component: cytoplasm. Gene Ontology annotation, molecular function: cystathionine beta-synthase activity. The record is from RefSeq and is a predicted model, not a curated record. Lineage: Eukaryota; Metazoa; Chordata; Actinopteri; Cypriniformes; Cobitidae.